Messenger RNA from Rotaria sordida, 954 nucleotides. The record is from the annotation of a GenBank genome assembly. Lineage: Eukaryota; Metazoa; Rotifera; Eurotatoria; Philodinida; Philodinidae.
AUGGACGACUUGCGUACAUUUUUAGAAGAAGGUGGAGCGCUGGUUUGCGGAGUAGCUCCCUGGAAUUGGUUAUACUUCAAUAAGGAGAAAUCGCUUUCGGAUUUCACAGCUGAUCGUUUUUGUGAUUCUGUUGGUGUCAAAGUGACCGGUAAUUUGGCUGGUUGUGAUAAUUCAAUUCCAUUUAAACCUGAUUUGAUCAAAUUCAAAAAUGUUUCCAAUGUUGCUCAGGCACUGGCGAGCGAACCGAAUAAUGGCGAAUAUCUGGCUAUCAUCGGAUCGACAAUCAAGGAACUAGGCGAUACGUUGCCUGAUUUAUCGAUUGAAACUCUACAAAAUAUGAUUCUGAAUGCUGGAAAUGAUUUUAUCCCAACGAAAGUAUCUCCAAUUAAAGAUAAAUCAUUUCGACAACGAUCGAUCGGUCUGUGUGGUAUUUUAUGUGGAUUAUCUGAUACUAAAGCUCCUGAUGAUGAUUUUGAUGAUUCACCGUGUAUUGAAACAGAUGUCACGGUUGAUAUUCAGUCAAAGGCGGCCAAUGAAUGGUAUUGCAUAGGAUACUAUGUGCCUGCGGGUAUUACUAUACAAAUCGUCGUAUCAGAACAAAUUGGUGCAAGUGGAUGGUCAGCUCGAAUUGGUUGUCAUAGUGAUGAUCUCGUGAGUUGCAAUGAAUUACGUCGAUGGCACUGCAUUUCUACAUGCAAAUCGCUGUCUGGUACUACUGUUCAAAUGAGUUCAGCUUUUGGUGGUCUUCUCUUUCUUGAGAGUCCUGCUGGUGAAUCGAAUUCCAUUAGUGUUAGUCUUCAGAAUGUUGUUCUAACACCUACUUACGAUCUCAUGGAUUCGGAUCGAGUAGAACGUUGGGAAGAUCUACGUGUUCGUGCACAGGGUCUAUGGACAGAGAUAUUGCUGGCCAAUACAUUGUUUUCAAUCUUCCGUCGCAAAGCAUGCGCCAUUUAG